Fukomys damarensis (Damara mole-rat) is the source of this 192-nucleotide messenger RNA. RefSeq names its product translation machinery-associated protein 7. Bases 1 to 192 code for a protein of 63 amino acids. Lineage: Eukaryota; Metazoa; Chordata; Mammalia; Rodentia; Bathyergidae. The record is from RefSeq and is a predicted model, not a curated record. The transcript has a single exon.
AUGUCUGGCCAGGAAAAUGGCAAGAACAAAUCCCUUAAACAGCCCAAGAUGCCGUCAAGGAGGUGGAUGAGGAAGAGAAAGCUUUCCACAGAAACAAAAAAAGAAGGCAUGAAACUCUGGGAGCUAAAAGCACUGGCAGCAGGGAAGGGUCCCCUAGCCACAGGUGGCAUUAAGAAAUCUGACAAAAAGUAA